CGCCGAAAUUCUUACUUCUCACAUACCACACCGGAGCUAUUAGUUCCGACGAGAUUUAUUUCAUCUGAGCAAUGUUAUUUACUCGAUUCUGAUUAAAAUAAACCUCGUUUAAUAGGAGUAUAGGGUCGUUCUAAUGACAAACACCAACCGUAAGGCGAUCGUCGUGGGGAUCAGCGGGGCUUCGUCGAGCGGCAAGACAACGCUUGCCCGGCUGCUGCGCGAUGUCUUCCCUCAUACCUUCAUCUUACACGAAGAUGACUUCUACCGGCCCGAAACCGAACUUCCUACCAAGCACGAUCUUCUCGAUUGGGACUGUGCUGAAGCCAUCAACUUCGACGACAUGGCGAGGGCGCUAGAACAUAUAUGUGCCGAGGGCACGUUUCCUCCCUUUGUCGAUUCCAAAGAAGAUCAAAAUUCAGUAGGACAGUGCACGGUCCCGGAAUCCGCCAUAAGCGCCGCCAGAUCCCGCGUAGAAGCAUGGCUAGCACCAGGACAGCCCGGACACGCGAUCUUCCCGUCCCCCUCCUCGGCAAACCUGCGCCUCUGCAUCCUAGACGGCUUCCUGCUCUUCGGGCCCGACCCGCCGCUGCAGCGCAUCACGGACGAGCUCCUGGACAUCAAGCUCCUCCUGACCGUGAGCCGGCAGAAGGCCACGGCGCGCCGCGACGCGCGCGACGGCUACGUCACGCUCGAGGGCUUCUGGGCCGAUCCCCCGGGCUACGUGGACAAGAUCGUGUGGCCGAACUACGCCGCGUCGCACGCCUGGCUCUUCGAGGACGGGGACGUCGAGAAGGCGUUGGAUGGGGAGGUUCUCGCGCAGAAGAAUAUCCUGGCGCUUCCGGGGGUCGUCGGAAGGGGAGGUGGAGGAGAGGGCGAUGGUGUUAAACUUGAUGUUGAUAUGCAGGUUACGUUUGAGUGGGCUGUGGAGACGCUUAUGCGGAAGUUGGAGGAGAUUACGAGAGUAACAUGACGCUCACUAAUUAGUAAGAUGAAAAGAAGAACUAUAUUCCUGAAAUAGAGACUGGAAUUCAAGGCUUUACUGCUAUUUAUAUAAAAUCGGCUUAGGGACGUGAUCUUUAGGUAGGUAGGUAGGUAUAUAGA
Molecule: messenger RNA, 1101 nt
Organism: Xylaria bambusicola
Lineage: Eukaryota; Fungi; Ascomycota; Sordariomycetes; Xylariales; Xylariaceae
Product: nicotinamide riboside kinase 1
Exons: 3
Coding region: 134-970 (278 amino acids)
Cellular component (GO): cytoplasm
Source: RefSeq, a predicted model, not a curated record